AUGGGCCUUGGGGAGGAUGGUGAGACCAAGUUGAAGGAUACACACAAGGAAUGGACAAAGAAUUACCUGACAAAGAGUUCUGGAAGAAAGAAGUACCUGAAAGAUCUUGCUCGUGAACUUUGUGACCUCAACAUGAAAAGACGCACUCAAAAUGCUGUAGGCCUACACUCAAAAUACGUUACAGCAUUAUCAACUUUUGGGUAUGAGUGUAAUCAAAAUCUAGGUGCUGUGAGCAGAGGAAACAACGUUACGGAGCCGCGCCGGAAAGUAACACGUGCAGCUGUGCAUAACUGCCAAAGAAAUGACACAGUUGCUUAUGCGCCAGAAGCAAAGACCCCCACAACUCCAGCAGUGCCGCAUCCGCUGCUCGCGCCUCCACCAAGGGCGCGCCUGCCGUCGUCGUCGCCACAGCCGGUCCGGUCACCUGCACCAGACGGGCGCCUCUCGCCGCCUCCAUGGCCCCACCUCCGGCCGCCACUGCCGCCACCAUGUUCCUCCACAGUGCCAGAACCGAUGGAUGCUGAGGCUGCCAUCACGCCGCCACCGCCACCACCAUGUUCCUCCGUGGUGCCAGAACUGAUGGAUGCUGAGGCUGCUGCCAUACCGCUGCCACCCAUGGAGGUCGUUGCUCCGCCUCAUCCGAGCAUACCCAGUGGCGGUGCGCAGUCCGGGCAGGUUUUCCACGGGGCGUUUUCUUCGCCCCCUCGCAAGCAAUUAAGGGUCGCAGAUGGAUAG
This is a messenger RNA of Schistocerca americana (American grasshopper), 735 nucleotides long. Its product is annotated as leucine-rich repeat extensin-like protein 3. NCBI's taxonomy places the organism in Eukaryota, Metazoa, Arthropoda, Insecta, Orthoptera, Acrididae. The record is from RefSeq and is a predicted model, not a curated record. Bases 1 to 735 code for a protein of 244 amino acids. The transcript has 3 exons.